This is a messenger RNA of Pogonomyrmex barbatus (red harvester ant), 1714 nucleotides long. RefSeq lists its product as uncharacterized. Lineage: Eukaryota; Metazoa; Arthropoda; Insecta; Hymenoptera; Formicidae. The record is from RefSeq and is a predicted model, not a curated record.
AGGAUAAGGCAGCGACGUAUCGACGAUUCACCACCAGCGGCCGUGGAGCGGAGCGUCGGCCGUCGAGCUCGCUGCUCGAGUAAUCUGACGCGUUUGUUGCUUGUUUAUGUCGCUGAAUCCGCGUGGAAGCUAACAUGACAGGCAAGCAGAAUCAGCUGGAUGACAACGAGGACAAUCAGUCGCGAAGAAAAUUGAUAGCGGACAAACGUAGACUCUUGGAGGAGAAGUCCGCCCAGAUUGAGACUGAAAUCAGAAGCUGUUUUGAAGAUCUAACAAAAAUCCUGCGAUCUAGGGAGAAACAACUGCUGCGUCAAGCUGAGGCCAUUCACAAACAACAACUUUCAUUGAUAGAGACUUCAUUAGAUUUUCUGCCAUCGUCGUUAGCAGUUUUUAAAGAUAGAAAUGAGUUAGAGGAAAAAAUUCGUCAGUUUGGUAAUAUUGAGACACAUGGGUCAAACAGUAUUACAGUAAAAGAUGCAGAGCCAUAUAAAGUCGUAGACUAUCAAGAUGCCAAUAAGGACCAUGUCAGCUUUGACAAAUCCAUCACAAAGAAAUCAGAUCAAAAAGUCAGAAAGCUGAGCCUUCCACGUUACAAGGAUUUCAUAUCUGAUUACAGAACUGUGCGUAUUUCAAGCUUGCCUUCCACUUUUCUUACUGAUAAGCAGUUGCAAGACUCGCGAAAUAUAAAGACUAAUACAUUGAAAAUUUUCAAAGAUACAUUAUCCAUAUCAGGAUGCUCACCACUUUUAAUUAUAAAACGUAAACUUGGUCUGACGCAUGUAUCUCUGGAUGGACUGCACGCCUUUGAUAAGGCGUAUUCGCGAAACAUGCAGUCCUUCGAAUUGCCUUGUAAAACCACAAAAUCCUGCGAGCUAGAGGACUCGACGAAUGAAACGACUGAGGCUAAUCGAAGAGAACUCGAUAAGAAAGUCUCGAAUCAGAACGAUGAGUUCGGAUAUUCAAAGAAACGAGAGAAAAGCUACGAACAUCCGAUCCAAGUACAGCAAUGGUUGCAGCAGAUACUCGCAGAGACUGAGAUAGAGCCUGCGAUUCACGAAAUCGGGCAAUUUUCAGAGAUAUCCAAAGCAAAGCUCUGUAAUGAAUUAUAAUUCUAUUCGUUAACCGGAUUAGAUAUUGCGUUUAUCGAUUGGGGCCAAAGUUUCCAAAAUGGAAAACAAACUGAAAAGGCUGAUUUACCUUAGAAUUACAUGCCCGAUAUCUUUUUAUUUAUACAAUCUCUUGUAAAAUAGAUUGAAAGGAGACUCUUUAUAUUGUAGCUUUUCUGUAAUCAUGGGGAAACGUAAGAAAGGAUACCGAACUUGAACGACAAAGAGAGAAAGAGAAGAGAGAGUAAAAGAUUUAUUGUGUACAUCGAUAAACUUUAGUACCUCUGCCACAAAUGCUUAGUGUGGUAUUCCUUGUUCAUACAACGAAUACUUCGCCGUUCUUGAGAUAUUAAAAUAAAUUGGUUAGUGCCCUUUCGAAAAAUGUGCUUAAAAAUCCGAAUUUAAUUGAUAAGACUGUUUUUAUUAUUCUACGGAAAAUAUCGCGUAUUUAUUUGAUCGUAUAUAAGUUUUUAGUUUAUACGGAGCUUGCUGUGUGCUUGUUGGUCGUUAAAUUUUGACAAGAAAAUAAACGAAUAAUCUUAUUGCGAUAGUUUCUUCAAGUGAUAUCUUUUUUAUGAAUAAAUUCUUGAUUGUAUAAUUGUAAAUAA